UGGCAGUGAAGGACAUCAACAGAAUUUUAAAUUGGUUUUAACAUUUUCUAAUACCGCAAUCAAGUUUACAUUUUAUUAAAAUAAGCAAAGAGCGAAAAGUUUCGUGAUAUUAGGAAAAGUAUUGACAGUUGUUUCGGAAAUACAACUGCAAGUGACUACUUCGGAUUAUAUACAAGUCAAAUCUGUCUCAAAACAUACAAAAAUAUACAUACAUAUUAAAGUAUUAAAAGCAGAAAAUUGCGGUUGUACAUAUGUGCAAUUGGAGCGGUUUUUAGUUUUUUAUACAAAACAAACAAUAAAAAGACGGGUCUCCAAAUUGACUCUAUAUAUGCAGUAAUAAUGUCGAGAAAUGUGUUGGAUAGCGGUGGUUGUGGAGAUGGAAGUGAAGGAGGACGCGGAGACUAUAAGGACAUUUACGAAUUAUUGGCAGAAUUAUGCAAAAAUUUGGCUGGUCCAUCUGAAAAUCAUAGAGAAAUUCUACGUCACGUAACACAGUACAUAUCCAAUUGUCCGACUGCUUUGGGCUCAACAUUGCCGUUCGACGAAACCUCAAUUUUAACAAAAAUCACAAAUCAUCUUGACUCCUCUGCGGCGAAAAGUGUUACAUCCAAUUUAUGUCCCACUGGAUCACAAUUUGGUACAACAGGAAGUGAUAGUACAAGCUCUGCCGGGGAAACAAGUGGUGUUAUAAACAAUAGUGCGUUAUUUUUAAAAUUUCAUGAGCAACUCAAAGCAGCACUUCCCGAUGAACAUCAACGUACAGCGUUGCUGACUUUUCUAUAUUUUAUGUCUGACUCCAAGUAUUCAACUGAUAAUGGGCACAAUGUUGGAAAUGUUAACAGCCACCGUAGUCAUUUAAUGACUUCGACUAAUUCAACGUUCCAAUCAAUUCGUUCACAUUUGUUGCACAAAACUUCCACUCAACAGCAUUCGCAGCAUUCCAUACUUUCUGUUAACAAUAGAGGAAGGAAUGAAGAUAGCGUUAAACCAAUGGUAUCUGGUCGUUGUGCCUUUAGUCGUAUGACACCUGAGAAUGAUCCAACGAGUGGAAGUUAUGGUGUCAUUCAAGGAGUAAAUUUUCCAUCUCUUCGUGGUGAUGGUAGUAAAUCGCUCGAACUCCAAAAUAGUGUAAACGACGAUAUAGUACAAAAUAUUAUAUACGUAUUUACGGGUAUUCAAGGAAAAUACCUAAAAAAGGACAUAAUAUCAGGUCGUUUUAAAUUGGAUUCAAAAGUGAAAUCUUUAAAUGUAGUUCAGGCGGGUAUGAUUCUGAGACUUUCUGAGUUGGGAUAUUACCAUGACUUGGUGCAAUCAUACACAGAGAGCAAAAACGGCUUAUGUCCAUUGGGCCUUAUGGGACAGGGGUUUGUUUCGGCUUUAAAAAACGAACUUACUAGAUAUUAUGGUAUGGUUGCAACUCUUCAAGAACAGCUAAACAGGCAAAGAGACCAUGAACAUAAUACCAUUUUAAAAGGGAAUAGCAUUAUUCCAAUGCGCCAUGAACGAUUAACUCUAAUGAAAAUUCUAGUAUGGUCAGUUGAUGCGCUUAAGAGAUUGAAAUGGUUAGCCACCAUAGCCGAGGCAUGCCAGGAGAAAAAAGGUGGCGCUCUCGCUUCAACGGUGCAUAGUUUUUUGAAUAAUGGAAAUCCCACCGUAAAGUCUAUAGUUCGUGAACUUUUGCUUGCUAUUUGUGGCCCUCUUUAUCAAAUGAUAUCGCAUUGGCUAUUGGAAGGAGAAAUCUGUGACCCUCAUGGCGAGUUCUUCAUUGAAUGCUUGGCAGAGGUUGGGCCCGAUCGCUUAUGGCAUGAUAAAUAUAGAGUACGCACAGCUAUGCUGCCAAAUUUUAUGUCAACUGAAAUGGCACACAAAAUUUUGGUGACAGGAAAGAGCAUAAAUUUCCUGUGUGAAAUAUGUGAAGACAAGAGACCAGUUAAAGGACGCGAUGAAUUACGCCAAUGUAUUGAAGAGAAUGCGGAUCACAUAUUUUCACGAGUAGCCGAUACAAAAUUACAUUCAACUAUCGAUGCUAUCUAUUUGAAUACUUCGAAGCGAGUUCUAGAUAUUGUUAUGGGACCACAUAAACUUCUGGAGCAUCUUCAAGCAAUGCGUCGUUAUCUUUUACUGGGUCAAGGUGACUUUAUUGGAAUUCUUAUGGAGAAUUUGAAAUGCGAGCUAGAUAAACCAGCAAAGGAACUUUACUCUUACGAUCUUUCAUCGAUAAUGGAUGCCGCUAUACGAUCAACAAAUGCACAAUAUGACGAUCCCGAAAUCCUCAAUUAUUUGGAUGUACGAUUGCUGACUCCCUUUGACGGCGAUAUUGGUUGGGAUAUACUAUCGUUACAAUAUACCGUACGCGGUCCUUUAGCUACUAUGCUCGAACCAUGUAUGGGUAUUUAUCAAAUUCUUUUCAAACCAUUGUGGCGUAUGAAACACAUGGAAUUCGUACUAUCCUCUAAAAUUUGGAAGGAUCAAAAGUGCAAUGCCAAGCCACUCCGAGCUAUGGGCAGUGAAUUGAAUCAGGUGCUCUAUCGCUUGCAUCUGCUCACAUCCGAAAUGAUACAUUUCAUCCACCAGAUGCAAUACUAUAUACUCUUCGAAGUAAUCGAAUGCUCUUGGGCUGAACUGCAGGAUCGUGUGCAAAAUGCUAAGGCAUUAGAUGACAUACUCGAUGCUCACGAUGAAUUUUUGAAUGCCAUUAAAUGUGGCGCUUUCCUUGACUCCAAUUCUGGACAAUUGUGUCAGAAUAUGGAAAAUGUGUACGAUGGUAUAAUACGCUUGGAGCUGUGGCAGGACAAAUUCUACGAAAUCUGCUUUAAAGAGUUAUCAGCACGCAAAGAGUAUGAAAAUUAUAUAGUUAUAUCUGAAGAGGAAGGCAAAUUCGGAGUAACUGCCGAGCGUCAAUUAGAGCGCGAUCAAGAACGUAAGAUUUUCGAACAAAUAAUCGGAAGCUAUCACAAGUCUUUGGACAACAUUUGCGCCGAUUAUGAAAAGGCGGUACGUUGCUUUUUGCUGGCACUGAACUCGCAUAACGACCAUAAUCUACAGCUAUUUGGCAUACGCUUGGACUUUAAUGAAUAUUAUAAAAAGCGCGAUCAACGUCUCUGCGUACCGUUGACUUUCGAGCACAUGCGAAUGAGUAUUAUGUUCAAUGGGAACAAGAGUAUGGCGGGUAGUCGAUACUCGGCAGUGAAUUGACAUACGCCCAAGUCACAGUGGCGCAAUGCAUCUCAUUUUAAAUAUUACUGUAUUAACAAAGAUAAUAUUUUGAGCAUCCCUACAUCCCAUGAUAAUGCUCCAUCGAAGGAUUUGAAGAAAUACGCUAAGAAACAAAUGAAUAACCAAUCUAAUGACGGAAUAAUGUUAAAAUAUCCGGUGAGGCACAAACAGAUAUUAGCAAAACGAGAUGAUGAAAGAGACGAUAUGUAUUGUAAUCACCAGAGUGCCAACGCAAUUUUGCCAUGUUAUUUAACUACACGUACUUCAGUAACAACUUCAAUACGUCCCCUAUUUUUAGCUGAGAAGAAUGGCUUUUAUGUGUCCUGUUGUGAAAUUUUGUAGAAGAAGCUUUCCACGGUAGCAUCAGUUGUUUGUGGAACAUAUUCAAAUAUUUCUACAAAGAAGUAUUGAAACGUUUAAGAAAAAUGCAAUAUUUUAUCUGUGCAUGUGUAAUGGAAGGAAUAUUAUAGAAAAAUGUCGAUUGUAUUAAAUUCUUAGUAUCUUUUUCGUUUAGUUGCCACAUUUAAAUGGAAAACGUUUUAAACUUAUGUUCGGUAUUAUAUAAAAGAAUGAAAUCCAACUGAAUGGAUAAUGGUAGAAAUUAUUUGAAUCACUUACUUUAUGGAAUCUCGAAGUUGUAAGACCUAAAUAUAAAAUAAAUUGGUAAUAGUUAUAA
Messenger RNA from Zeugodacus cucurbitae (melon fly), 3892 nucleotides. It is a transcript of the gene Grip91, whose product is annotated as gamma-tubulin complex component 3. Gene Ontology annotation, biological process: mitotic cell cycle; microtubule nucleation; spindle assembly. The transcript is spliced from 9 exons. Bases 340 to 3195 code for a protein of 951 amino acids. Gene Ontology annotation, cellular component: equatorial microtubule organizing center; centrosome; gamma-tubulin small complex. Gene Ontology annotation, molecular function: microtubule minus-end binding; gamma-tubulin binding. NCBI's taxonomy places the organism in Eukaryota, Metazoa, Arthropoda, Insecta, Diptera, Tephritidae. The record is from RefSeq and is a predicted model, not a curated record.